This is a messenger RNA of Saprolegnia parasitica CBS 223.65, 4833 nucleotides long. RefSeq lists its product as hypothetical. Gene Ontology annotation, molecular function: protein binding. The record is from RefSeq and is a predicted model, not a curated record. Bases 1 to 4833 code for a protein of 1610 amino acids. Lineage: Eukaryota; Oomycota; Saprolegniomycetes; Saprolegniales; Saprolegniaceae. The transcript is spliced from 11 exons.
AUGGCCGACGACGCGGACGACGACGCCAAGCCCGAGACGGACCUGCACAAGAUGGAGUUCGUGGCCAUCGACGGCCGCUACCGCGCGCUGCCCCGCGGUACGUCGAGCCAGAAGGGCGCGACGCUCGGCGACUACCACUCGCCGCUGCCCGACGGCUGGCAGCACAAGGAGAGCUCGUCGCACCCGGGCAAGUUCUACUACAUCCAGCCGUCCGGCGGCGCAGUGUGGGUCCCGCCGCUCGUGCGCACGGGCCACCUCUACGCGUGGAAGCUUCUCAUCUACAUCGAGUUUGGCCCUGGCAAGCUCGGCAUGAACCUCCGCUCGAUCGUGCAAGGCCCGGACAUUCCAUGGCAGCAGUUCCAGGUCGAGAUUCACGCGCUCGUCAAGCUCGCGAGCGGCCUCCCGAGCCCUGCCGAGAUGUACAACUGGAGCGUCAAGCCGGAUCGGCGUAUCUACCCCGGCUUCCGCAUGGUCGAGAUCCAAGGCACGUCGAUUGCCGGCUACUCGUACAACGAAGUCAUCGAGAAGAUCAGCCAGACGCCGCGACCCGUCACGAUCGGCUUUUGCGACAUUAGCCGCGGCCUCAAAGGCGACCCGGUCGACGACGAAGAGGACGAGACCGAGCUCGAGCCCGAGGAAGAGAACAAGCUGCGGCUGCGUGCGAUCGAGUCGGAGCACAUGAAGACGCUCGUGGUCACGCAGCUGCACAAGGAGGUGUGGGCCAUGGACACCACCCACCUCGUCUUCAACGAGGCGGCAUCGAUUGCCAAGGGCCGCGUCCUCGAGAGAGAGAUGAAGGUUCUUCGGAUGGUCUCGACGAAUUACACGCACGAGAUUGCCCGCCUCGUGCCCGAGAAGGACGGUCUCCAAACCCACCUCGACCAGCUCGAGCUCGAGCGCCGUCACACGAUCCAGCCGGCCGAAAUCACCAAGUGCCAGAGCCUCACCGCGCGCCAACAAGAGCUCCUGGACACCAUCGAGCAGCUCGGCGUCGAGAACAAGCGGCUCCAGGACACGUUUGCCGAGCGCACGGCGCUGCUCGAUCGCAUGUAUGUGGAGCUCGAGGACGAGGUCGCGACGCCCGAGCGCAUCUCCAGCAGCCAGCUCUUGGACGAGUACAACAUCACGGGCCCGCCGUUGCAGAAGAUCGACUACUGCCACAUGCUCUACUUCCAGCUCCAGGAAGCGCUCCAAGUCGAGCAGGACAAGGCCAAGCUCGCCCAAGAGGAGGUCAACCAGCUCUCGCGCCACCUCGAAGACAUGAACAGUCGCGAGAGUGCCGUCGCCCUCGCGGCUGCGUCCUCGGACGCGAUUCUCGGCACCUCCAGCAACGAAAGCUCGAUCCGCGACCUCGAAAUGAAGCUCGAGUGGCUCCGGCAUCAACUGCACAAGACGGUGGCGACGAUCGCCAAGGCCGAGAAGCGCGGCAACGAGAAGAUGGCGAAAGCAGGCUUGCGCCGGCGCAAUCUGCUCAAGUCCGAGAUCCAAGUCGUCCACGACGAGCUCGCGUCGAAGCGGUCGGCCCGCGGCACACAGCUCUCUUGCUCGACCGAGGUCGACCUCCUCGAGCGCAAGACGUCGUAUUUACGCAACGCCUUGCGAGAGACGGUCGAUGCGAUCGCCAAGACGACAGUCAACGACGACCGCGCCAUGUACCUCGCUCGCAAAGCGUUUUUGAAGAAGGAGCUGCAGACAACGGGCGAGCGCAUGCAGGAGGUCGUCCACAUGGAAGCGCUCGGUGGGCGCCGAAGCAGCAACAUCCUCCGGUCGCCACUCCAAGCCCUCGCAAGGAAAAGCCUCGCGUUCGAUGACGACGACGACGAGUACGACGCCAACGACUUUCGGACGUCGGCGUUCGUCGACUCGCCCGACCUCCCCGGUACGCCCGUCGAGUUUGCCGAGAGCUUGUCGCCGGUGUCGGAGUCGCCUCCGAUGCCCGCGCAGGUGCCUCGUACCGUAGCCCCGCCGCUGCUCGCGCUGGACGCGUCACCAUCGGUGCCUAAAAUGCCGCAGAUGCCACCGCCCCCGCAAGCGCCGUUUUUACCACUGCCAACAUACAUGGCGCCUGUGGCGGCGGUCGAGACCCCGCCGACGGUGCAGUCGCCCGACCAUGGCUUUGCAGCGCAGCUCACGGACGCGCUCUCGGUGGUCCGCGACUCGCAGCGGCUUUCGCUCAACUCGCUCCAUGACGAGCAGCCGUCGGCGUCAGACGUCGACCGGAUCACCGAGUCGAUUCGGUCGCUCCACGACAACGACGUCGACACGGACAACGAGAACGACGACGACGUGUCUGCGGCAAGGAGACUGGAGCAGCUCAAGAAGGAGCUGCGCAUCGUGUCGGCGCAGCUCGCGAGCACACCACGAUCCCAGUCCCACGUCAUCUCCAAACUGCAUCGCGACCGAACCCGCCUCAAGGCCGCGGUCUCGCAAGCCCAAGAUCAAGUGCUUGUCGAGGCCCUCCAGCAACAACUGCGCGCCGCCAUGGCACAAGCCACGCAGGCCGCCGCCCAAGGCGACCGUGCACGUGAGAUACACUACAAGCGCAAGGCUGCCGAGCUUCAAACAGAACUGAGCGCCGCCACGGACCGGCUCGUCAUCGCCGCCAAACCGACUCCGUCGCUCGACGACCUCAAGAACGACUUGCGGGCCGUCGUCAAGCGGAUCGCAGAGCCGAACGGCUGUGCGAUGGAAGACCUCCUCGCGCAGAAGCACGAGCUCAAGAAGGCGAUCGUGGCCAAGCAGCAAGAGAUCCUGAAGGAACGCGCCAAGCGCGACGAAGGGCUCUCGCUCGAGGAGCUCAAGUCGCAGCUGAAGCAAGUGGUCAUGGCCAUGACCAAGGACGUCGACAACAUCAUGCUGCAGCAGCGCCGCAAGCACAUCAAACAACGAAUCGCCAAGCUCCAAGAUCGGCAGCACGGCAGCAGCGCCAGCAGCAACGGCCUGCGAUCCGAAAGCAGCAGCAACGACUCGGCGCCGCACGACUACCUACAGCAGCGGGCGCACAUGAACUCGACGGAGCUGCUCGUUGGCGACAUGGACCGCGCGCGCUUCAACGCAACCGAGCUGCUCGCUCGCCCCGAUGUCGACGCGCGCCGGCUCAACCACACCGAGCUGCACGCUGACGCCCGGCGGCGGUUUGGCGGCACAGAGCUGCACUCGGGCAGCUCGUCCAUGAGCUCCGAGGGCAAGCGCCGGUCCAACUCGGUCGAAGGACGCGGCGUCUCGAGCCACAGCAGCGUCAGCAGCAGCAGCAACAGCAGCAAUGGCAUGCGCUUGCACGACCCAGCCGACUACGCGUCCUUGACUCUCGACCAGCUCGAGCACGAACUCCUGGUCGUGAAGGAAGCAAUGCGAGCGCCUCAACUGGAUGGACUCACAAAGGACCGGUACCGACGACAACUCUCGGAGCUCAACGCGCGCAUCGCACGCGCUGAAGCCGACGCCAAGCGCGACAGCUCUGUCCUGCGCUCCGAGCUUGCGGAGCUCAAGCAGCACCUCAAGGCCGUCGGCACGCGGCUCGAAGAGACGACGCACGAGAAGACGUUCCGUGCGCUACUACAAAAGCGCGCCGACCUCAAAGGAAAGAUCGCGCGCCUCGAGCAGCAGCUGGUGCCCGAGAUGCCACCGGCGCCCGCGCCACUGCACCCGAACGCGUCGCCAGCCGAGAUUACCAUGUACAUCUCGGGGCGCAAGCGCGAGCUGCGCAACGUCGUGCAAGAGCUCAUGAAGACGACUAAAGACAAGGACAGCGUGAGCAGUAGCCACUACAUGGCCCGGCGAAAAGAGCUCAAGCAGGCGAUCCUCACGGCGCAGGAAGCUCUGCAACGAACGUCGGCCGUCACGACGGCAUCCACGGACGCGCCGACGUCACGCCCGCCGAGCGAAGCGAUGCCAGAGACCAUGGACGCGCCAGCCGUCGAAAAGCGCAUUGCGGGUCUCAAGCAGGAGCUGCGCGAGAUUGUGUCGGCCGUCGCCCAGCCCACGGCGUCGACGGCCCAGAAGCCCGAGCUCCUCCGCCGCCGCAGCAUCGUCAAAGAACACCUCGCCGCCGCGCAGGACCAUUUGGCUCAGAUCACGUCGCCCGACGUCGAGAAGGCGAGGCACGAGAUCGCUGUCGUGCAGCAGUAUAUUGCGUCUCUCCAAGACGACCUCGCUGCAGUCCUCGCCAAGAUCAACUCGAAAGCGCCGGCCGAUUUGGCCAAGUCGUCGCUCUACAUGAUGCGGCGCAACGAUCUCAAGAACAACCUGAGCUUCGCCCAGGAUCAGCUCGUGGAGCUGACGCAAAACCUCAAGGCGGCGCUGGCAAAGGCGCGGCCGAUCCCGUCGCGGUCGUCGACGGCCUCGUCGGACAAGCGCGACUCGUCCAAGGCCGAGGUACUCGACGAAUCGAUCCCGCUCUCGAGCGAGGAUCACGUGCGCAUGACGCAGACGUACAACGCGCCAACCCCGAUGCAGACGGGGUACCUCGAGCUCGAGCCGCUCUCGCUCGAGCCCUUCUGCAAGGGCAAGUUCGUCUGGUGCAGCAUCGAGGCCAGCGGCUGCCUCUGCUGGUACAAGAGCCAGCGCGACCUCAAGCACGUGCGGGGCUAUGUCGACUUGGCGAAGACCUCGGCGCGGAACGUCUUUGUCAACUACGCGCGCGGCAACACCUUUGACCUGCAUGUCGUGAGCCCCGGCUUGCUCGCCAACACGGAAGAAGUCUCGCGCUUCAUUGCGCCGUCACCCGCCGAAGCGCAAAAGUGGGUUCGCGCCAUCAACGACACGAUCAAGGUCCUCGAGACCGCAACGCCGAUGGGUGCCGACGGCUAUGGCCGCAACUCGGUCGUCUUUUAA